UCACUAGCUGAAAGAUCGUUUGACAAAUACUGUAUUAUACCUACCUCACGUUAGUCAAAUUCCUCAACUUUUUCUUCAACAUUUUAGGGAAAAAUCUGACAUUCCACAAGCAUUUUCAACUGAAUAAAGCUCCGCCAUACAGUUGUUUGGUUGCAAGAUAAUGGAGCGAUAGCAAGCUGGUUUCAAGUGGUGCUUCAACGCUUCAAAAUAAUGCUGCGGUCAUGCUGACGUGCGAGAUAUGCAGCGAGGAAAUCUUGUUGGAGGAGGACAUGAAGACGCAUCUUCUCCUAAGUCACCUGGAAAAUGAUGUGCGCUGCCCAUUGUGUUCUUUGUCUGGGGUGUCACACGAUGAACUCGCCUUCCAUAUCGGCGCCGCCCACCCUGACGAACAUCAUGACUCACCUCACUCCUCAACUGGCGGUCCGACUGCAACCAGCAGCAGCAGCUUUGCUGCCGGCUCAGAUUUAGAAGCUAAUGGAUCACGUGGUGCUGAUGAUGCUGAUCCCUUUCCCCCCCGGCACGGUAGUUAUGGCGUGUCCACGCCAAGUGGGGUGUCUGAGGUGGCUUCAGUCGUGGCAUCAACCUCUGGAAGUCCAGCACCAAAGCAGGGUUUUGUCUCCAGCAUUCCUGUUCAGAAAGCGGCUGGAUAUUUAUCCAAACAGAAGAGUCCGUCUUCUACAAAUAAUGGGCUGUUCUCUUGCCCCAUAUGUGCGCUCGUCUUCAGCAGCAGCCUCAUCCUGCAUGAGCAUGUGGAGUUACAUCUGCAGGAACAUCAUGGUGUCCAAGGAGAGGACAUCCAUACGUGCCCAAUGUGCCCCGCUGUUUGCAACGACAGCGUCUCUCUGCAGGAACACGUGGAAGUGCAUUUAGACAGCGGAGCAGGCAGCUCCGAUUCUGACGAAAAGCUGGCCUGGAGACUCCAACAGGAAAUGGAGGAGAAAAGAAAGGAGGAAGAAAAAGAGGAGUUUAAGAAGUUGCAGAGGCAGUUUGGCCUGGAUGGCAGGGGCGGCUAUCGCACGCAGAUGGAAAGAACCAUGGAGAGAGACGUGGCCAGGGGUGUCAUGGCCCCUGCAGAGUAUCACUGUAAGAGGGUGGAGCUGAUGGAGUCUCUUGCCUCUGGAGUUGAUGAUGGCAGGACCAGAACUCAGGGUGUCAUGGCGGCAUUGUACGAGUACUAUCAGUCCGAAUGCAAAGACUGCGUGCACGUGUGGCUCAGCUCAGACACGGAUCACUACUGCUCCUCAACGGGUGACCAAGGCUGGGGCUGCGGCUACAGAAACUUCCAGAUGUUGCUGUCCUCUCUGCACAGACUGGAUGCAUAUGCAUCUGCAUCCUCUUUUCUAGACAAAGUAGUGCCAAGUAUUCCACGGAUGCAGAGUAUGAUCGAGGAGGCAUGGAAAGAGGGUCUGGAUCCUCAAGGUGCAUCCCACUUUAACCAUCGGCUACAAGGAACGCGAGCUUGGAUUGGAGCCACUGAGAUCUACGUCCUACUUACCUAUCUAGGAAUCAGUGGCCGCAUCAUUGACUUCCACCAGCCCACAGGCCCAGGAGGCACCCAUCCCCAGCUCCUUGAGUGGGUCAGACGGUACUUCAGUCAGUCCAGCAGCAGUAGCAGAUUGCCUCCUAGACUGAUCCAGACAUCCCUGCUCCCGCUGUACCUGCAGCAUCAAGGCCACAGUCGCUGCAUCGUGGGUUUGGAGCAGCGGAAGAACGGGAACUUGUGCCUCCUGCUUUUGGAUCCUGGUAUUUCCUCGGCCGAAACCAGGAAGUUACUAAGCAAAGACACCAUUUCCGCAGCUCUGCGCCAUAUCCGAAAACUCCCUGGCAGCCUGAAACAAACCCAGUACCAAGUGGUGGCAGUAGAGGGCAUGUUGUCGGCUGAAGAAAAACGGGUCAGGAUCCUGAACUCUCGGACACUGAGUGCUGAAAGGAUCCCGUGAACUCAAACACUUUUCCCACCAAUCUUCUCACCAAUCUCUUUUUCUUUUAAUAUGAGUAUUACAUAUAUCACUUGAAGAUGUACAGUAUUCUGCUCUAUACAGUAUUUGCUAAUAAAGUUUUUUUUUUU
Doryrhamphus excisus (bluestripe pipefish) is the source of this 2068-nucleotide messenger RNA. The record is from RefSeq and is a predicted model, not a curated record. NCBI's taxonomy places the organism in Eukaryota, Metazoa, Chordata, Actinopteri, Syngnathiformes, Syngnathidae.